AUGAAUUUACAUGAAGAAUGCUUGGAAUGGGUUUUGCACUGUGAUGUGAAGCCUCAGAACAUACUUUUGGACUCUGAUUUCCAGCCAAAGGUGUCGGAUUUUGGCCUGUCCAAACUACUGAAUAGAAGUGGUGACAACAAUUCAAGCUUCUCGCGGAUAAGAGGGACCAGAGGUUACAUGGCUCCUGAGUGGAUAUUAAAUCUCUCCAUCACUUCGAAAGUAGAUGUUUACAGUUAUGGGAUCGUUGUGCUAGAGAUGGUAACCGGAAAGAAUGCUGCAACAGGCGUGGACGCAAUUAACAACGAAGGGGAGAUGGAACAGAGGAGGUUGGUUAAGUGGUUAAGGGAGAAGAUGAGUCAAGGGACUGCAAUGACAUCCUUUAUUGAAGAAAUCAUAGAGCCUACAAUGAAGGGUAAGUAUGAAACAAGUAUGAUUGAAAUUCUUGUUGAAGUUGGUCUGCAAUGUGUAGAGGAAGACAGAGAUGCAAGACCAACAAUGAAUCAAGUAGUAGAGAUGCUUCUACUCCAACAAAAUGAUCAUUAG
This is a messenger RNA of Cornus florida, 543 nucleotides long. RefSeq names its product putative receptor protein kinase ZmPK1. Gene Ontology annotation, molecular function: protein kinase activity; ATP binding. NCBI's taxonomy places the organism in Eukaryota, Viridiplantae, Streptophyta, Magnoliopsida, Cornales, Cornaceae. Gene Ontology annotation, biological process: protein phosphorylation. The coding region runs from base 1 to 543 and encodes 180 amino acids. The transcript has a single exon. The record is from RefSeq and is a predicted model, not a curated record.